This is a messenger RNA of Gordionus sp. m RMFG-2023, 1599 nucleotides long. RefSeq lists its product as uncharacterized. NCBI's taxonomy places the organism in Eukaryota, Metazoa, Nematomorpha, Gordioida, Chordodea, Parachordodidae. The transcript is spliced from 7 exons. The record is from RefSeq and is a predicted model, not a curated record. Bases 1 to 1599 code for a protein of 532 amino acids.
AUGACCUUCCUUGGCCAAGUUUUGAAAAAUAUUUUGAAUACCACAAGGCUGAGAAAGCAUCCUAACCAAUCCGUAAAUAUAAAACAAACCAUAGAUAAUAAAAAAAACAAUUCAGCCACAUCAAGUAAGUUAAAACAAACUAAACUUGACUUUUGUGGAAAAUCAAAUUUUAAAGGUAUCAGCAAAGAUAAAUUUGAUUUACAAAUUAUUAAAUAUAUAAUAAAUGGAAAUCACCCAUAUACAACCUGUGAUGAUGAAGAUUUUGUUGAGCUGAUAAACACCCUGCAACCUAAUAUGAAGAUUAUAUGCAGACAAACCUUAACCUCAAGAAUAUCAAAAUAUUUUGUUCAAAUGAAAGAUAUUCUAAUAGAAAAAUUGUUAGAGCCUAAUUAUGUUUGUACAACAGCUGACUGCUGGACAGCAUUUAAUCGCUCCUAUAUUGGUAUAACAGUGCAUUGGAUUGAUGUGGAGAAAUUGGAAAGGCGUUCAGCUAUUCUAGCCUGCCAAAGACUACAAGGUAGGCAUACAUAUGAUGUGAUCAGCAAAGCCUUAACUGCUGUUUUUAAGGAGUUCCAUAUCCAAAAUAAAAAUAUCUGCACAAUAACGGAUAAUGCUAGCAACUUUUCAAAGGCGUUUAGAGUAUUUAGCUGCCCAUCUAUUAUAAUGGAGGAAGAUUCUGUUUCUGAUAUUGAAUAUAUCUCAAUAGAAGAUAUAAUGUCUUCUUCUGGGCUCUCCAGUUAUGAUAUUAAUGACUUCGACUACCUUCCCAAGCAUCGAAGAUGUUCUUGCCAUACAUUAAACUUAGUGGCAACACAAGAUGCCAACAAGUUACUUUUAAACAAUGAGGGGUAUAGGAAAGUUUAUAACUUAGCUAUAUCUAAAUGCCAACGUUUGUGGAACCUCCAAAAUAAAUCUGGGCCAUCUGCCGAACUUAUUUUAAAAAAAUUACAUUCUCAACUCCCAUAUCCCGUUAUAACAAGGUGGGGUUCCUUUUAUAAAUCCCUGGCCAAAAUAUUAUCGUUCUUAAAUCAAGUGCCUGUGGAAUUUGAUUCAUUAUGUGAUGAAUUAAAAUUGUGUAGAUUCACAUCAGAUGAUCGUGAUUUUAUAAAAGAAUAUUGUAGUAUUAUGCGACCAGUGUCCAAAGCCAUUGAUAUUCUUGAAGGUGAAAAGUACAUGUAUCUGGGUUAUUAUACCCCAACAAUAACACAAAUAAUUAUAUGUAUGGCAGAUGUGCAGGUAUUAAAAUAUUGUCAACCUCUAAAGGAUACUAUAUUAGCUAGUAUUGAAAAAAGGUUUAAUAAUCUUUAUGAUAAUGACAACAUCAUUGCUUCAAUUCUUCACCCUUUAUUUAAAACUGACUGGCCUUGGAUUAGGCAAGAAAGGAAUAAAGCAAAAAAGGAGGAAAUUUUAAAUUUAAUAAAUACCUUAAUACCUCAGAGUGAAUCCCAGACGAAUGAAUCAUGCUCAAAACCAACAUCACUUGAUGUAGUUGAAUUUUUUGACCUAAAGCGCCAAAAUAUUCUGGAUAAUGAACUUAUAGAAAACUUUAUCAAAUCUAAUAACAACACGUUUUCUUUAUAUAACGAUUUUCCAAAGUAA